This is a messenger RNA of Linum tenue, 384 nucleotides long. NCBI's taxonomy places the organism in Eukaryota, Viridiplantae, Streptophyta, Magnoliopsida, Malpighiales, Linaceae. The record is from the annotation of a GenBank genome assembly.
AUGCAAACUUCCCAACUGCUAAGCGUUUCCUUGACCGCCGUUGUGCUCUUCCUCGCCUACGGCGGCGUUGGUGGUGCUGGAAACUUGGCGACGAAAUGCGGCAAGGACUUGGAGAGCGUGAUGACGUGCCUGAGCUUCGCGCAGGGGAAGCAGAGCUCGCCUUCCAAGGAGUGCUACUGCUGCGCUUCCACCAAGAACACCAAAGACAAGGAGCCCGAGUGCCUGUGCUACAUCAUGCAGCAGACCCACAACGACACCGCCCAGUUCAAGAGCAUGGGCAUCCACGAGGGCAAGCUGCUUCAGCUCCCCACUGCUUGCCACCUCCAGAGUGCCAGCGUCAGCAACCUUUUAACUCACUGCUUCUUCUACUUCAUUUUGAAAUGA